AGGUCAAUAGCGCAUCGUCGUCAGCCCAUUAAACAUGUCUUUUUAUAGCCAAACCAUUUGUUUUGUCGCCGUUUUAGUCGUUUGUCAUCAAUUUUUUCGAGCAGACGCUGUUUCUUGUGGCGAAGGUUGGACUUCCUUCGAAGACUCAAAAUGUUUCAAAUUCUAUGAUUCCUUCGAAGAAAGGGAUGCAGCUGUUCAGAUAUGUUCUGAAAAUUCGGCCCGCCUUCUAUCCAUAAAAUCACGACAGGAACAGGACUUCCUGAAAACCUGGAUUUUCCAGGAUAUGGUGGUACAGAACAGCAUUUGGUUGGACGGAAACCGAUCCAGCAGUACUAAUUUCGUCUGGGCGGAUGGGGACGCGAUGUCCUUCACCAACUGGGACGUCGGAUAUCCCACCAAUCAAACUGGUGACAAUGGCUGCAUGGAAAUGUCACCUAAUGCGACCGUAGUGGAAGUUGGGGCUUCCGAGGACGGAAAAUGGAAAGAUGUUCCGUGCUCGAAAAGCAAUUUGAUCGUUUGCGAAAAGAAACCAACGCUGACGGCACCCGAGCUUCAAAAUAUGGUAGUUCAACUACGAGAUAACCCGGUUCCUCUGGGAUUCAUCUAUGUUCAGCUGCCCCUGCAUCCGUCACCACAAACGCUGUGGCCAAACCUUCACUGGCGGAACGUAUCGAGCAGUUACGCUGGCUUGUUUUUUCGGGCGGAAGGUGGCACCGCGUCUGCUUUUGGAGUAAUCCAGUCCGAAAGUAGUAAUCGGCUAGGUAACUUGGAGUCCUCUUCGUCAUCGAUAGGAGAUUCAACGUCAAUUACGGUCCCGAGUAAAGGAUGGUCCGAGUUCGUCAGGACCGGAUAUGGUUUAUAUCCAUACGUCAAGUAUCAAGGGAUACGAGUUCAAAAUACAGGAAAUGAGACGUUUCCACGAAAUAUGGCUAUGCGAAUAUGGGAGCGAAUAUGAAAUAAAAACUCAAAUUCUAUUCAUUGA
Molecule: messenger RNA, 982 nt
Organism: Folsomia candida
Lineage: Eukaryota; Metazoa; Arthropoda; Collembola; Entomobryomorpha; Isotomidae
Exons: 3
Coding region: 35-955 (306 amino acids)
Molecular function (GO): signaling receptor activity
Source: RefSeq, a predicted model, not a curated record